Anopheles coluzzii is the source of this 6134-nucleotide messenger RNA. RefSeq names its product maestro heat-like repeat-containing protein family member 1 (gene c11.1). The record is from RefSeq and is a predicted model, not a curated record. Gene Ontology annotation, cellular component: cytoplasm. The coding region runs from base 347 to 5671 and encodes 1774 amino acids. The transcript is spliced from 7 exons. NCBI's taxonomy places the organism in Eukaryota, Metazoa, Arthropoda, Insecta, Diptera, Culicidae.
CUUUAUUUUCCUGCCCAGCUGUCGCAUCAGCUGAAUUUGACGUUUCACGUUCAACGCAGGACGCAUCAGGGCCCGACAAAAAUCAAAACAAACUUGUUUGUCACGGAGCGGCCGCUGUCUUUGCACAACAACGAAGCACGUCCUACGCCCGGAAAACCAAAAUCAGAGAAGGGCUCAGAGAAGCCCCAGUGGCAGUGGUUGUUGUUGUGUGGUGAGGUUUUUUUUUGUCUGUGACGUGUGUGUGUGUGUGUGUGGUUGUGUGCAGUCAACCGGAACCCGAUUUUUUCGCCGUCGUCUGGAGGCUGAGGCGUAAUUACAACGCGAAAAGAGAGAGAGAGAGAGCACGAUGGAAAAGCAGCACCCGGAGCACCGCGCGGAGGAGGGCAGGAAGGCCUCCCCGGUGCCCGUUAUCAAGCAGGACCAGCAUCUAAUCGCGGUCGUCACCAGCCUGCUGGACAGCCUGAACGACAAGGAGGAGCUGCUGCGCACCACGACCGAGGCGUCCCUGAUCCGCAUCGCCAAGCGGCGGCACGAUGAAAUCGUAGAAGUGUUCUGCGACUACCGGAAGAAGCACCCCAAGCUGGGCGACACACACACGCUCAUCAUACUGAGAGUAAUCUCGUACAUUGCAACGAAUCUGAUCGACGUGAUCGAUCCGAACACCGCCUCCAAGUGCAUCCAGUACAGCAUGGCGGAAAUCAUGAAGCUGACCGAGCAGAACGCCUCGGUGCAGAACCCGUGCCGGGAGAUACUGGUCGCGGUCGGGCGGCGCUACUGCAAAGAGAUAAUGGAAAUCUUCGUGAAGCACCUGGAGCAGAACCAGCUCGGCAACUUUAUGAUCGUGCAGUCGGUGGGGGCGCUCGCGACGGCCAACACGCUCGACACGGUGCCGUACAUUAAGCCGAUCCUGGCGCUGAUGCUGCCGACGCUGUCGGCGGUGCGGCAGGACUUUCUGCGGCAGGCGUACGCGUACGCGAUCGGGCGGUUCUGCGAGGCGUUCUCCGAGUACCAGGAGUACCAGCGCCAGAACCCGAACGAGGAGACGCCGAUGAAGACGGGCGUGCGGUACGAGAUCCAGGACGAGGUGUCGAUCGUGUACGACCACUUCCACGCCCAGUGGCUGGCGUCGCGCGAACCGAAGCUAACCGGCGAGGUGCUGAAUGCGUUCGCGUACAUGUACCCGCUGCUGCCGGUCGAGCGGGUGAGCGACAAUCUGGCGAAAACGGUCCCGAGCGUGCUGGCCCUGUACCGGAAGAGCCUGGACCGCAGCGCCGUCACGCAGUACCUGGCGUCGAUCAUCAAGACGGUGCUGCAGCUCGACUCGAAGCUGCUCGCCCCGAUGGCGGACACGCUCGUCGGCUGCCUGUUCGAUCUGGUGUGCGUCAGCCCGGACUACGACAAGCCGCAGACGGUGAAGGGGCACUUCGAGGUGCUGCGCUGCUUCGAUCUGCUAGCGCCCGAGUACGGGGAGAAGAUCAUCGAGAUACUGCUGAUCCACCUGCGCAACAACAGCGAGCGGGAGCGCAUCAAGUCGCUGCUGGUGGUGACGCACCUGACCAACACGUCCGAGCCGGUCGUGCGCGACAAGCUGCCGGAGAUAACCGCCAUCCUGCGCGGGCUGCUCGCGACGGAGAAACCGGUCAAGGUGCGGAUCGUGCUGCUGCGCACGGUGGUCGCCUUCAUGCAGAAGAACUUUGUGCGCGACCGGGAGUUUGUCGCCUUCCUGAUCCGGUGCAGCUGCCGGCCGGCCAAGCUGAACCUCGACCACGGCAGCGCGGAGGAGCACCAGGAGUUUCAGCGCGCCUGCCACGACACGAUGCACAUCCUGUCGUCGACGGUCGGCACGGUGGACCGGAUGCUGCGGGCGGAGCUGCUGCAGGCGUACCUGCGCUACGAGUACACCGACAUCUGCGGCACGAUCGGCAAGUGUUUGGCGAACCUGUACGCGAAGGAUCCGGAGCUGGGGCUGCACGGCGCCGCCGCCGCCGGCGCCGCUCCCGACCGGCACAGCGACAACCCGUUCGACGAGUCGGCCGGUGGAGGAGGUGUGGAGCUGGGCGAUGAGGCACAGCCGGGGGCGCCGCCGCCGCCCCGCCCGAUCGCUGUGUUUGUGCGGACGCUCGCGCUGCUCGGGAACUUUGGCGAGCAGGGGCGGAUACAGCAUCUGCUGGCGUUUCUGAAAAGCUACGCGGGGAGCUUGUACCGCCAUCUGGUGCCGCUGUGGGGCGAGCUGCUCGGCGCGCUGCAGGCCGAGCUGGCGGGCGGCAUCGACGAGCAGCGGUACUUUGCGCUGCUGUUUGCGUUCGUGCAGGAAACGAUACGCGACGUGGACGAGUACACGUUCGUGGAGGGCGUCAUCGCGGAGAUGUUCCACCAGCUGCCCCUGUACCAGCCGGCGAGCGGCGGCGGGAGUGGAGGAAGCGCCGGCGGUGGAGGAGGAGGAGGAAGUGGUGGCGGUGGGGCGGGACAGGCGGCCGAGUUCCGGGUGCCGCCGCUCGACCAGGAGCGGCGCAUGCUGGUGAAGGUGUUCGGCGUCUGCCUGUGCCACACGCGCGACGAGCAUCUGAUCGAGAACAAGCUCGACCUGAUCGUGGCGCUGGCGAAGGGCGAGAAGGCGGACAAGCACGCGCCGACCGAGGAGUACGAGCGGCUGAUGCAGGACUACGCCGAGGCGCUCGGGUACGCCUCGGUCGAGCAUCUGGACCGGGUGAUGGGCAAGCUGACGGCGCUCGUGAUCGACGACGGGGCGGUGAAGAAGUCGAGCAGCUUCUUCGCCAACCUGAACUUCAUCAAGGACAGUGCGCGCGAGCUGGAAGCGUACAAGCUGAAGGUGCUCGCGCUGCAGUCGCUGCACGUGAUCGUGGGCCGGGCGCCGAAGGACGCGAUCGCCCAGCACUACACGGACGCGGUCGUGCGCUACCUGAUCGCGCAGUUCGACAGCAAGGAGCUGUUCGUGCGGCAGCUGGUGCUGAAGACGCUGCUCGCGCUUACCGCCGUCCUGUCGCCGUCGGACGGCGACGAGCGGCUGGCGAGCGAGCGCAACCGGGCCGAUCUGCACCGCAUCUGCAUGACGAUCACGGCGGACAGUGCGAACGAGUAUCUGCCGCUGCUGCCGUCCAUCAUACAGCUCGCGACCGUGCUGGUGCAGCUGAGCGCCGAGGAGCAGAACCUCGACGUGAACGGGCUGCUGAACGCGAUCUGCUUCUACUUCUUCACCACGGCGCAGAACCUUAAGUCACGCCUGGACACAACCGAGGACGAUGCGCGCACCAGCUAUCUGGCCCGCUUCCUCAACCGCUCCCUGCCCGAGGUGAAUCAGUUCAUACGCACCGUGCUGGUGCAGCAGAACGCGUCGCCCGCCUGCCUGGACGAUGUGCACUCGAUACUGGAGAAGUGGCUGAAGGACCGGAACGGCGAGGUGCGCAUCUGCGCCUGCCACGUCUACAACAGCACGCUCGAGGUGUACAUGCGGUCGAUGAAGAUCGGGUGCGAGGCCCCGUCCAAGUUCAACCAGACCGGCAGCAUGCUCGGCAAGAUGGUGCCGCGCUGCAUCGACUCGAACGCGACCGUCCGGCAGACGGCGGUGGACGUGCUGAAGAAGAUACUGGAGAUUGCGUGCGUGUACGAGACGCUCACGGUCGCGGACAGCAGCGUCGAGUGGGUCGGCGAGCUCGACCGCAUCCGGGACGAGAUCGUGACGGACGACGCGAAGGACAUCUACCGGCUGGCGGCCGAGCUGGCGCGCAUCAUCGCCCAGCGCCUGUCCAGCUACCAGUACGUGCAGUUCAGCAAGUGUCUGCUGUACAGCGUGAGCGAUCCCGAGCCGAGCUCGGUGAUCGGCGCGUCGUACGUGCUCAAGUUCUUCAUGCACGUCAAGGGCUCGGAGAUGUUUCACGCGAUCCCGGAGCUGGUGAAGGAGUGUCUCUACGCUGUUAAAAUCUGUGAAGUACCGCGGGCCAAAACGACGAUACUGAAAUCGAUACUGGCGCUCACCAAACACCACCCGAAGCUGGUGUGCAACGAGAUUCUCACACAGUGUUUGCCGCUGGAAGAGCACGUGAUCGAGUACUGGAAGACGCUCACGAUGGACGCGGACCUGAGCGGUAUCAUCCUGGACAACUUCAUCGGUGCCGUCACCUCCACCUGCCUGUACGAGCAGCCGCAGCAGCAGCAGCAGCAGCAGCCGGAUCCGACCGAUGAUGCGGCGCGCACCGCCACGCUGCACCCGUUCGCGAUCGUGUGCGUGCUGCGCGAGAUGUUCGCGUGCGCGGAGCUGAAGAGCGAGAUGCAGUCCCGGUUUCCCGAGAUCUUCUGCAUGCUGCUCUCCACGCUCGCCUCCUACAUUACGCUGCUGCCGCCGUACAGUGUGCUGGCGCAGCCGAACGCCGCCGGCAACGUGACCAUCCCGAAGGGUGGCAGCCGGCGGGGCGCGAAAGCGAACGGAGCGCCGGGCGGUACGGGCAAAGAGGCAGCUGCGGCCAAGCUGAGCCCGUGCCAGAUCGUGCUCGACGCGUUCCAAACCUUCCUGGACACGCUCGGCAUGCAGCAGAUCUCGCUCGUGCUGGCCGUCUGUCCCGAUCUGGCCGCCAGCACCGAUCUGAACAGCUUCAUCGAGAUACUGACGCCGCUCGGCGUGGCGACGGCGAGCGAGGUCGGCAUCAACUCCGCGCUGAUGCGCCAGCUCGUCACCACGAUGAGCCGGUACGUGAGCAGCCCGUACGACACGCAGCGCAUCGCGUCGACCGGCUUCUACGCGCACCUGGUGCCGCUGCAGCCGUACGGCGAGACGGCCUCGGUCAUCAUGCUCAGCCUCGAGUCGUCGCUGAACGAUCCGAACCCGCUGGUGCGCGGGCUGAGCAUCCGCGGGCUGGCGUACGUGUGCAGCCUGACCCGGCACGACAUCGACAAGUACGCGACGAUGUGUCUGACCUCGCUGCUGAAGGGUAUUGAGGACUACAACGAGCGCUGCUUCAUCAACAUCCCGCUCGACAGCAUGCGCGGCCUGUCCCGGGUGCUGCAGGCGAUCGAGCCGGCCAAGUUCGAACCGUUCCAGGUGUCGUCCGCCAUCCGCAUCCGGCCGUUCUUCGAGAAAAGCUCGACCGAGCUGCGCGAGUCCGCCAUCCUGCUGUUCGGCGAUCUGUGCGGGCUGAAGCUGAAGCAGCUGCCGGCCGGUGAGGCGGGGCAGCAUGAUGGGGCGGACGUGUCCGAGUCGCUGGUGGAGCAGCUGCGCGCGAACCUCUGCUCGCUGCUGCUCCAUCUGUGCGAGCAGAACAGCAUGAUAGCGCGGGCGUGCAAAAUUACGCUCAAGAAUGUGUGCGCCCUGCUCGGCACGGCCAAGAUGAAUGCGCUCGCCCAGAACCAUCUGCUCGAGCACGGCCAGCUGCAGUGUGCCGUCUUUCUCAAGGAUUUCGUCAAGCUGAUCGGCGAAGAGUUGCAGGAGUGGAUUAAUGAUUUUAUCGACGCCUGUCUGCCACUGCUGCGCAGCCAGUGGCCCGAGAUACGCGGCAACGCGGCAAUACUUAUCGGACUGCUCCACUGUCAGAAUGCGAACGUCAAGUGCCAGCACAUGGAGCAGAUUGGGCACAAAAUAUCGCUCCUGCUGAAGGACGAGUGUACCACGGUGAGGGUGAGUGCGUCGGAAGCACUCGGCUACAUUUACGGUGAGAUGUGAGUGGCGGGCGGGUUCGUCGCCUGCUCCUUUGUCGCUGGCCAGAUAGCAUUUGGCGGGUGUGCAUGGGCGAGAGCAACGAUGUUACUUACCGAGCGGCAGCAAACGCCCCGCCCUUGGGUGGGGCCUGAGACUGAAGGAGAAGGCUGCUGAUCUUCGCUAAUGCGAAUGCAACAUUUAUUCCAAUCGCGCGAUCGUGAAUUUAUCUCAUUAGGUUUGUUUGUUUGUUUGUUUAUUAUUAUUAUUAUUAUUAUACACACAUAUAUAUUUUGGUACGUUUACUUGUUUUCGCACAUCGAGUGAAGCAUUAUGUAUGUGUGUGCUUUGUUGAACUUAGUUAGUGUUUGGGCUUGCAGAGACAGAAACAAAAACAGAACAGGUUUCCAAUUAUACCAGCUACCAUGAAGUGCAAUGCAAUUGCCAGCGACCCAUUGCGCGAGUAGCGCUUUGGGGCUUGCGUACAGUU